This is a messenger RNA of Paramecium pentaurelia, 406 nucleotides long. NCBI's taxonomy places the organism in Eukaryota, Ciliophora, Oligohymenophorea, Peniculida, Parameciidae. The record is from the annotation of a GenBank genome assembly.
AUGUUAACUAAAAGUGCAAAAGGCAACUAAUUACAUCAAACAAUCACUACAGUAUCAAUAACAUAAUAAAAUCUAGAUAAAUUAUAGAUCAAUAAUCAAUUCAGAGAAGAGAUAAGAUGACAUACCUUAAUAUAUGAAUGGAAGAUGUAAAAUAAAACUACGCAAAGAAAAGAACUAAUUACCUUAUUUAAAUAUAAGAGAACCUUCUUUACCAACAUUGAAAUCACCUGUUAAUAAGUAAUAACAACUAAACAGCAUGAGUUGGAUUUCAUUAAUUUAAGUCUAAAAUAGACCAAGAGAUAAGUCUAUUUCUAUUGCAAAUGAAACAUAUUUUUAAAGAACUAGAUAAGUUAGUUUUAUAGAUAAUCUUCUUAAAUAACUAAAUAAAAAUAACAGAUAAUCUUGA